AUGAGCGGCGUUGCCGGGGGCCGCGACCAGCGCGCAAGCAGCGAGACGGAGAUCGAGUGCGACGAGCUGCAGCCCAUGGGCGAGGAGGAGGCAGGAGCGGGCUGGCGGAGGCUAGUCAAGCUCCCACCACAGCCGUCACUGGCGCCCCACGCGCACUCGACGCUUGCGGGCCACGUCAUGUACAAGCUCGCCGUACGCAUGUCAUCGCACCACGAGAGCCGGCUGCUACAACACAUUUCCCGCUCCAUUUUAAGCCGAGGAACAAACAAGCAUGGGGAUAGGAAGCCGAGUUUCCUUUUAGAAAUGGACCCGGACAUGGUCGAUUCCAGCCCACAAGCCAAGUCGAUGAAGACCGUCAGAAGCUCCAUCCCAGGACUUUGGAGGAUAGAAGACGGCGCCAGUCGCAGACAAAUGGACCCUGACGCUGCAGCAUACCCUGAGACUGCUGGACGACCCGCUUCUGCGGCCUCAGCUGCUGGCGCAUCUUCAUCUUCAUCAGGUACCGGCUCCAGUAUCUUGCCGCCGAUGCCGCCGCUUGUAUUCUCGCCGACCAAAGGAAAAUCACAGAAACGUGCUCGCAGCAUGACGCUCGAGCAGUACUCAGAUUGGAAAUAUUGUGGACUACGUCCAGGUCUUUCCGUGCGGGUAGUUCGAUGCGAGACUGUGAGCUCCAUGCCUGCUGUCACCGAAUAUGUGCUGCACGUUGUGGAUCUACACACUCGUGUAUUCUGGAUCACGAAAAAGCGCUUUAGCGACUUUUACUACCUUCGACGCAAAGUACGCGGCAUGGUCCGCCGCGCGCCAGAAGCCGACGAUGAAGAGAGGGAUUAUUUACGCUUCCUACUGGACCUUCCCUUCCCGCGGCGACGAUUUCGACCAGCCAGCACUGCAGCAAUUAGUCGCGGCUUGUGCGAGAUCGAGGUCUUUUUGAGAAACCUGGCAGCUUUAGAGCCAACGUCGCGCUUGCAACGCAGCAUUUUGAUGGAGCUGCAGCUGGAGAUGUGCUCUGCAGAGUUUGUGUCUUCGUUGGAGAAGAUUGACACGACAGGGGAACCGAUUGAGCCCAAAUGGCUGAGCUACGAUCUGUUCCGUCGCCUUAACUGCGAAGGAGCAGUGGAAGGUAGUACGUGCUACCAGUUCUUACAUGCAUUCCGUAACCGCGCAGCAACGGUUGAAACAGCCGUGUGCUCUGAAUGCAACAAGUUUGAGGGAAUUGCGCUGGCAGCAGCGGCCGUCAAGGACCUGCGGAAUACCGUGACGAGCAUUGAAAAGUACAUUUCAGAGAAUCUGGACCCGCAGUACGCCGAUACGUUGUCGUUACUGGAUCAAAGUGUCGAUGUGUCGUCUGUGCUGGACGACUGCGUGUUCCACGCGGUGGAGGACACCAUUUUGGUACCACUCGAGAAACAGGUGAACUUCCUCGUGGGCUGGACGGUGGAUAAAGAGGCAGAACUGCGUCUGGCGCGCAAUAUUGAGCGCUUGAAGUGCCGAUCUCAAACUGAGAGUGGUAUCCCAGAGCACUUACAGUCCGACGAGGACUGGGGGCUAUCGUGCCACCAUCUGAGCAUGAUUGACGAGCGAACGCUACCUAUGGACAAAAUUCAGGAGCUGCUGCGUGCGGCACUGGAGAUUUUUAAGAGCUGCGGCGAGAAGAACUUGGAGUGGCGAGAGAACUCGGCUUUGACUGCAGACGACUACCUCCCCAUCCACAUCUAUGUUGUUGUGAAGAGCGGACUGAAGCGACCGCUAGCUACUAAGGAGCUGCUGGGCGCUAUGAUUCACCCGUCAUUGAUGUUGGGCGAGGUGGGCUACUUCCUCACCAUGUUUGAAGUCGCACUCAAGUACAUUGCCGACAUGUAA
Phytophthora infestans T30-4 is the source of this 1860-nucleotide messenger RNA. RefSeq lists its product as uncharacterized. Bases 1 to 1860 code for a protein of 619 amino acids. The transcript is spliced from 3 exons. Lineage: Eukaryota; Oomycota; Peronosporomycetes; Peronosporales; Peronosporaceae. Gene Ontology annotation, cellular component: cytosol; endocytic vesicle. Gene Ontology annotation, biological process: vesicle-mediated transport. The record is from RefSeq and is a predicted model, not a curated record. Gene Ontology annotation, molecular function: phosphatidylinositol binding; guanyl-nucleotide exchange factor activity; small GTPase binding.